AUGGGCCAUGGUGGCGUAAUUGCAAUAUGUUUCCAAAUCUUAUUGGCAUCAUUGUUUCGCUGUCAUCUGUGGCAAUGUUUCAAAGAUUCAGAUGUGUUUUCACACUUCAUUUCACCCCGUGAACAGUCUAUCCUUUAUUGGAUCGCCAUAAAGAAUGCUGUGACCUUUUCUGCUGCUCAGAAGACUGACAACUGGCAUCUGCGUACUCCAGAUGCCGCACCACACUGCAGAGCUCUUCGUGUGGCUGAGACUGAGAGUGACUUCUGUGUGCCUGUGAUACGACAGAGUGCUCUCAGCUGCUGCUCAGUGGUGGCUUCCUUCUGCUGCAUCAGCUCUGCUGCCCCUUUCGUCACUUCCCAAGCAUCCGGCUUGGACAUCGAAGGCCUGCCGGAAGCUAUUCGAAGAUUCUGCCCAUAUUCCUUCCUGGCCCUUGCCCUGAUCCAGGGUGGAUCGAACGUCAUGCAGAUCUUCACUUUCUAUGCAAGUGAGGACAAGCUGGAAAACCGAGGGAACUACGUGGCAGAGAAGAUAUCUGGGCAGAAGAUCAACGAAGCUGCUUGUGACAUUGCACGGCAAGUUGCUGACGAACGGGAUGCAUUGGUUGCAGGAGGCAUGAGCCAGACACCUUCUUACCUUAGCUGCAGGAGUGAGACCGAAGUUAAAAAGAUAUUUCACCAACAGCUUGAGGUCUUCAUGAAGAAGAAUGUGGACUUCCUCAUCGCAGAGUAUUUUGAACAUAUUGAAGAAGCCGUGUGGGUAGUAGAGGCCUUAAAAACACCAGGGAAGCCUAUAGCAGCUACCAUAUGCAUCCGACCUGAAGGAGAUCUACAUGGCGUGUCUCCUGGAGAGUGCACGGUACGUCUGGUGAAAGCAGGUGCCGCCAUUGUCGGUGUGAACUUAUACUUCUUCGACCCCAGCAGCAGCUUGCAGACAAUAAAGCUCAUGAAGGAGGGUUUGGAAGCUGCUCGGUUGAAGGCUUACUUGAUGAGCCAGCCCCUGGCCAACCACACCCCUGACUGUGGCAAACAGGGAUUUAUUGAUCUCCCAGAAUUCCCCUUUGGAUUGGAAUCCAGAGUUGCUACCAGAUGGGAUAUUCGAAAAUACGCCAGAGAGGCCUACAUCCUGAGGGUCAGGAACAUUGGCGACUGCUGCGGAUUUGAACCCUACCACAUCAAGGCCAUUGCAGAGGAGCUGGCCCCAGAAAGGGGAUUUUUGCCACCAGCUUCAGAAAAACAUGGCAGCUGGGGAAGUGGUUUGGACAUGCACACCAAACCCUGGUCUUCCUCUUUCUUGAGCUUCAUAUGA
Rattus rattus (black rat) is the source of this 1305-nucleotide messenger RNA. RefSeq names its product betaine--homocysteine S-methyltransferase 1-like. Bases 1 to 1305 code for a protein of 434 amino acids. The transcript is spliced from 4 exons. The record is from RefSeq and is a predicted model, not a curated record. Gene Ontology annotation, molecular function: betaine-homocysteine S-methyltransferase activity. Lineage: Eukaryota; Metazoa; Chordata; Mammalia; Rodentia; Muridae.